This is a messenger RNA of Impatiens glandulifera, 5430 nucleotides long. RefSeq names its product callose synthase 12-like. Lineage: Eukaryota; Viridiplantae; Streptophyta; Magnoliopsida; Ericales; Balsaminaceae. The record is from RefSeq and is a predicted model, not a curated record. Bases 50 to 5350 code for a protein of 1766 amino acids. Gene Ontology annotation, cellular component: 1,3-beta-D-glucan synthase complex; plasma membrane. Gene Ontology annotation, molecular function: 1,3-beta-D-glucan synthase activity. The transcript has 2 exons. Gene Ontology annotation, biological process: (1->3)-beta-D-glucan biosynthetic process.
CUUCCAUUUCCUUAAUCAACACAUUCACCAACUUCAGAUCUAUCACUCCAUGAGUCUCCGUCAGCGUCCGGUGCAGCCUCCGGGCGCCGGUCCGCCUCCCUAUGGAUCCAACAGGCCACGGACUCCUAAGCGUUCUCAAACCAAUAAGUCUUCAGAGACCUACAAUAUCAUCCCCAUUCAUAACCUACUCGCUGAUCACCCUUCCCUCAGAUAUCCCGAGGUACGUGCCGCCGCCGCCGCUCUACGCGCCGUUGGAGAACUGAGGAAGCCGCUUUUCGUGCAAUGGCGCGAAGACAUGGAUCUGCUUGACUGGCUCGGCGCCUUCUUUGGUUUUCAGCGCGACAACGUUAGGAAUCAGAGGGAGCAUCUGGUCCUUCACUUAGCCAACUCUCAGAUGCGGUUACAACCUCCGCCUGAGAACAUAGAUUGUCUUGACGCCAGUGUUCUCCGACGGUUUCGCCGCAAGUUACUCAAGAAUUACACUUCCUGGUGUUCAUACCUCGGACGGAAAUCCAAUGUCUGGAUCUCCGACAACGCGCGACGCGAUUCGGACUCACGUCGGGAAUUGCUUUAUGUAUCUUUGUAUCUUUUGAUUUGGGGUGAGUCUGCUAAUCUGCGUUUUGUUCCUGAAUGUAUUUGCUAUAUAUUUCAUAAUAUGGCUAUGGAACUGAAUAGAAUUCUAGAGGAUUACAUAGAUCAGAAUACAGGUCGGCCUGCUGAGCCAUCUAUUUCUGGUGAUAAUGCUUUUCUUAACAUGGUUGUGAAGCCAAUUUACGAUACUAUUAAAGCCGAGGUAGAGAACAGUAGGAAUGGUACUGCUCCUCAUUCAGCAUGGCGAAACUAUGAUGAUAUAAACGAGUACUUCUGGAGUAGAAGUUGUUUUAAGAAGUUGAAUUGGCCACUUGAUUUGGGUAGUAACUUCUUUGUUACCACGAGAAAAGGUAAUCGAGUUGGUAAAACGGGGUUUGUCGAACAGAGGUCGUUCUGGAACUUAUUUCGUAGUUUUGAUAAGCUUUGGAUUAUGUUGAUUUUGUUUCUUCAAGCAUCAAUCAUUGUUGCCUGGGACCGGGAUGAGUAUCCUUGGCAGGCAUUGCGUAGAAUUGAUGUUCAAGUUCAAAUUCUUACUGUCUUCUUAACUUGGAGUGGAUUAAGAUUUCUUCAAUCCCUUCUUGAUGUUGGGUUGCAGUACAGUCUUGUUUCAAGACAGUCUUUCUUAAGUGGAGUCAGGCUGGUAUUGAAGAUCGUUGUUGCUGCAGGCUGGAUUGUGGUUUUCAUUGUUUUCUAUAUCAGAAUUUGGAACCAAAAGAAUCUUGACAGAGGUUGGUCUGGUGAGGCAAAAAAGUGUAUUCUGAACUUUCUCGAAGUUGCGCUAGUUUUCCUCGCACCCGAACUCCUCGCGCUUGCUCUCUUCCUUACACCCUGGAUAAGGAAUUUCGUCGAGAACAAGAACUGGAGGAUCUUUUAUAUGUUGUCGUGGUGGUUUCAAACUCGAAUAUUCGUGGGCCGUGGUCUUAGAGAAGGUCUCGUAGACAAUAUCAAAUACACUCUGUUUUGGAUUUUGGUUCUCAUCACCAAAUUUGCAUUCAGUUAUUUUUUACAGAUUAAGCCCAUGAUUACUCCGACAAUAACACUUCUUAAUCUUAAGAAUGUAACGUACGAGUGGCACGAAUUCUUCAGUAGCAGCAACAGGUUUGCGGUUGUGCUACUGUGGAUUCCUGUUGUUUUAAUAUACCUAUUGGAUUUGCAGAUUUGGUACUCAAUUUAUUCAUCGUUUCUUGGAGCAGCAAUCGGAUUGUUUGACCAUAUAGGCGAAAUACGAAACAUGCAACAGUUGAGAUUGAGAUUUCAGUUCUUUGCAAGUGCAAUCCAGUUUAAUUUGAUGCCUGAGGAACAGCUACUGAAUACAAUGGGGACUCUGAAGAGUAAGUUUAGUGAUGCUAUCAACAGACUGAAGUUGAGAUACGGGAUGGGCAGCCCGUUUAAGAAGCUUGAAUCUAAUCAAGUAGAAGCUAACAAGUUUGCUUUGAUAUGGAAUGAGAUAAUUACGAUAUUCCGAGAGGAAGACAUUGUUAGUGACCGCGAGCUUGAGCUUUUAGAACUUCCUCCCAAUACUUGGAAUGUGAGAGUAAUCCGUUGGCCUUGUGCUCUUCUCUGCAAUGAGCUAUUACUUGCUCUUGGUCAAGCUAAAGAGUUGAUAGAUGCACCAGACAAGUGGAUUUGGUAUAAGAUAUGCAAAAAUGAGUACAGGCGUUGCGCUGUAAUAGAAGCUUAUGACAGCAUCAGACACUUGCUGCUUGCGAUUGUCAAACGGGAUACAGAGGAGCACUCGAUUAUCACUGUCUUUUUCCAAACAAUCGAAAGCGCAAUUGAGAUUGAGAAGUUCACCAAGAUGUUUAAUAUGAAGGAGCUACCACAAAUUCAUGGGAAGUUGAAAACUCUUCUUGACCUCCUCAUGAAGCCUCAGAAAGAUGCGGGGAAGGUCAUAAAUAUCUUACAAGCACUCUAUGAGGUGGCCGUAAGAGAUUUUUAUAAAGGCGAAGGAAACAUCGAUCGGCUGAGGGAGGAAGGGUUGGCCCCUCGUCUGCGAGAUUCGGGCACCGGGCUGCUUUUCGAAAAUGCAGUCGAAUUGCCCGAUAGUUACGACGAGGCUUUUUAUCGCCAGGUCAGACGUUUGCACACGGUUCUGUUGUCUCAUGACUCAAUGCGAAAUAUCCCAAUAAAUCUUGAGGCUAGGCGAAGGAUUGCAUUUUUCAGUAACUCUCUUUUCAUGAACAUGCCGCAUGCUCCUCACGUAGAGAAAAUGAUGGCAUUUAGUGUCUUGACUCCUUAUUACAACGAAGAAGUAUUGUACAGCAAGGAACAGCUUCGAACCGAGAACGAAGAUGGGAUUUCCACGUUAUAUUAUCUUCAGACAAUCUAUGCCGACGAAUGGCAGAACUUUAUGGAGCGAAUGCGUCGAGAGGGAAUGACAAACGAUAAGGAAAUAUGGUCUGAAAAGCAGAGAGAUCUUCGGCUUUGGGCAUCGUAUAGAGGCCAGACUCUGUCUCGUACGGUUAGGGGAAUGAUGUACUACUACAGGGCACUCAAGAUGUUGGCUUUUCUCGAUUCUGCAUCGGAGAUGGACAUUAGACAUCCAUCGACAAGGAGUUCAAGUAAACAAGACAGUGCGGUUAAUUUGUUGUUUAAAGGCCACGAGUAUGGGACUGUACUAAUGAAAUACACUUACGUGGUUGCCUGCCAGAUAUAUGGGAAUCAAAAGGCUAAAAAAGAUCCGCGUGCAGACGAAAUCUUAUACUUGAUGAAGACCAAUGAAGCUCUUCGAGUGGCCUAUGUUGACGAGGUCUUGUCUGGUCGAGAUGAAAAAGAGUACUACUCUGUUCUUGUCAAAUACGAUCAAAAAGUUCAAAAAGAGGUGGAGAUUUACCGGGUGAGGUUGCCUGGUCUGUUGAAGCUUGGGGAGGGUAAACCCGAGAAUCAAAACCAUGCUAUUAUCUUCACUCGAGGUGAUGCAGUUCAGACUAUCGAUAUGAACCAAGACAACUAUUUCGAGGAAGCUCUGAAGAUGCGGAAUUUGUUGGAGGAGUUCAAAAUCUCUUAUGGUAUCAGAAAGCCAACUCUCUUGGGUGUUCGUGAGCACAUUUUUACCGGUUCGGUCUCAUCGCUUGCAUGGUUUAUGUCUGCUCAGGAAAUGAGUUUCGUCACCUUAGGACAGCGCGUAUUGGCUAACCCUUUGAAGGUUCGUAUGCACUAUGGCCACCCUGAUGUCUUUGAUCGGUUCUGGUUUCUUACCCGUGGUGGGAUUAGUAAAGCUUCGAGAGUGAUCAAUAUAAGCGAGGACAUUUUUGCUGGCUUCAACUGCACGUUAAGAGGUGGUAACGUUACUCAUCACGAGUACAUCCAAGUUGGCAAGGGAAGGGACGUGGGAUUGAAUCAGAUAUCCAUGUUUGAGGCGAAGGUUGCUAGUGGAAAUGGUGAGCAAGUGCUAAGCCGGGAUGUAUAUCGGUUGGGACACAGGCUGGACUUCUUCCGAAUGUUGUCGUUUUUCUACACAACAGUUGGAUUCUUUUUAAACACCCAGAUGGUUAUUCUGACCGUUUAUGCUUUCCUUUGGGGUAGACUCUAUUUGUCUCUAAGCGGGGUCGAAGAUUCUUCUACGGCGAGCGAUAUUGCCAACAACAACAAAGCGCUCGCUGCUAUCCUGAACCAGCAGUUCAUCAUUCAACUCGGCUUCUUCACAGCCUUGCCAAUGAUUGUUGAAAAUUCUCUCGAGCACGGUUUCCUUGGAUCCAUAUGGGAUUUCAUGACGAUGAUGCUUCAACUCUCGUCGGUUUUCUAUACGUUCUCAAUGGGAACUCGCGCUCAUUACUUUGGCAGGACGAUUCUUCACGGCGGUGCGAAAUACAGAGCAACUGGACGCGGGUUCGUGGUGCAGCAUAAAUGUUUUGCCGAGAAUUAUAGACUUUAUGCUCGAAGUCACUUUGUGAAGGCGAUUGAAUUGGGACUGAUACUUGUUGUUUAUGCCUCUUACAGCCCGAUAGCCAAGGGAACUUUUGUCUACAUAGUUUUGACAAUCUCGAGUUGGUUCUUGGUUGUAUCGUGGAUAAUGGCUCCUUUUGUGUUCAAUCCUUCCGGGUUCGAUUGGCUGAAGACUGUUUACGACUUCGAGGAUUUCAUGGGCUGGAUAUGGUACAGUGGAGGUAUAUUUGUGAAAUCCGAGCAAAGUUGGGAAAAAUGGUGGCUUGAAGAGCAAGACCAUCUUAGGACAACAGGUCUAUGGGGAAAGGUGCUGGAAAUCAUAUUAGACCUUCGGUUUUUCUUCUUCCAGUAUGGAAUUGUAUACCAGCUAGGCAUUGCUGCUCAGAGUAAAAGCGUUGUUGUGUAUCUCCUCUCGUGGAUUUACGUUGUUGUUGCUGUCUUUCUCUUUUUGGUGAUAGCAUAUGCCCGCGACAAAUACGCAGCAAAAGAUCACGUUUAUUAUCGGAUGGUGCAAUUCCUUCUUAUUAUCUCUGGUGUUCUUGCUAUCAUCGCCUUGUGGGAGUUCACCCAUUUCAAAAUCGGUGAUCUCUUCACGAGUUUGUUGGCGUUUCUUCCUACCGGAUGGGGUAUCAUCUUGAUUGCGCAAGUGCUACGCCCGUUUAUAUAUAAUACAAUUGUCUGGGAGAUUGUGGUUUCUGUUGCAAGACUUUAUGAUAUAAUGUUCGGAGUAAUUGUAAUGGCACCCGUGGCUUUAUUAUCAUGGGCUCCCGGGUUUCAGUCAAUGCAGACGAGGAUUCUAUUCAACGAAGCAUUCAGUAGAGGUCUUCAAAUAUUCCAGAUUGUCACAGGCAAGAAAUCGAAAAUCGAUCUGUGAAAAGCUGACAAGGAUUCUAUUCAAUGAAAGGUCUUAAGAUAUUCCAGAUUGUCACGGGCAAGAGAAAUGGAAGGUGGUAA